UUCUGAAGAGGCUGAUGCUUUUCCUGCCCCGUUCUUCCCUUGCAGGAUGGGUUCUGGGUGGGUUCCCUGGGUGGCAGCUCUGCUAGUGAAUCUAAUCGGGCUGGAUUCCUCUGUGACUCAAGGCAGAGACUCUCCAGAAGACUUCGUGAUCCAGGCGAAGGCUGAGUGUUACUUCACCAACGGGACCGACCGGGUGCGGUUUGUGGUCAGAUUCGUCUAUAACCUGGAGGAGUAUGCACGUUUCGACAGCGACGUGGGGGGCUUUGUGGCCCUGACGGAGCUGGGGCGGCCGGAUGUGGAGCUGUGGAACCGCCGGCCGGACAUCCUGGAGAGAAGCAGGGCUUCUGUGGAUGCGCUCUGCCGGCGCAACUACGCGCUGGGCGCACCCUUCACCGUGGGGAGAAGAGUGCAACCAGAGGUGACGGUGUAUCCAGAGCGGCCCCCAGUGCUGGGGCACCCCAACGUGCUGCUGUGUGCCCUGACCGGCUUCUACCCGGGGGACAUCAGAGUCCGCUGGUCCCGGAAUGGGCAGGAGGAGAGAGCGGGGGUCAUGUCCCCUGGCCUGAUCAGCAACGGAGACUGGACCUUCCAGACAGUGGUGAUGCUGGAAAUGACUCCUGAGCUGGGAGACGUCUACACCUGCCUGGUUGACCACGCCAGCCUGCCGAGCCCCGUCUCUGUGGAGUGGAGAGCCUCGCCUGAAUAUUCUUGGAGAAAGAUGCUACGUGGAGCCGCAACUUUCCUGCUCGGGCUAAUCUUCCUCCUGGUGGGGAUCGCCACUCACUGCAGGGCUCGGAAAGGGGGUGCGGAGACUCAGCCAUCUGGUGACGAGGUCUCAGGGGCUGUUCUCUCACCAGCCCCACAACAAGGUCCCAGCUGAAGCUCCGCCCUGGAGCCCGAAGUAGCACCGGGUGGCGCUGUCCGUGAGGCCUUGGAGAGCCCCGACCUGAUUCUAGAGUCUGGGUUCUGAGAUCAUGCAUCUCUCACCCUCUGCACUUCUUGUUCCUACUGGUACAUGUCAUGAGUCCCUGUUCUCAGGACAGUGUCCAGAAAUUCCCCUGAGCCCCGACUCCUUCCAGCCCAGGCUGUUCACUCUGUGCUGCAGCCCUAACCCCUAA
Molossus molossus (Pallas's mastiff bat) is the source of this 1118-nucleotide messenger RNA. Its product is annotated as HLA class II histocompatibility antigen, DO beta chain-like. Gene Ontology annotation, molecular function: MHC class II protein complex binding. The record is from RefSeq and is a predicted model, not a curated record. Lineage: Eukaryota; Metazoa; Chordata; Mammalia; Chiroptera; Molossidae. Gene Ontology annotation, biological process: immune response; peptide antigen assembly with MHC class II protein complex; positive regulation of T cell activation. The transcript is spliced from 6 exons. Bases 47 to 880 code for a protein of 277 amino acids. Gene Ontology annotation, cellular component: membrane; MHC class II protein complex.